Cajanus cajan (pigeon pea) is the source of this 1708-nucleotide messenger RNA. Its product is annotated as putative sodium/metabolite cotransporter BASS5, chloroplastic. The record is from RefSeq and is a predicted model, not a curated record. Gene Ontology annotation, cellular component: membrane. Lineage: Eukaryota; Viridiplantae; Streptophyta; Magnoliopsida; Fabales; Fabaceae.
UCUUACUCUUCAACUUCAAGUAGCGAGACAACUGAACCCAAAUUUUUGGGAAAGAAAGAUCAAUGAACAAUAGUAUGAUUUCAAGUGGACUGAACCGCUUCCACUGUAUCCGCUACCCGCGUCUUUCCCUCUUCCAACGUCCCAAACCCCCAAUUUUACUCCCAUGCCGGAACAUCUCUUCUCCACUCUCCAUUCCUUUGUACUCGCAUCUUUUCCACCCGAGCCCCAAGAUUCCCCUCAAAUGUGCAUCGCUCCACUCUUCGGAUUCCCCGCCACCGGACCCACCCGCCACCCAGAUGGAGCGAAAGUCAAUGUCUAUUCUGGAGAUUCUGAAGCAAUCAAAUUCAUAUCUGCCUCAUGUACUCCUUGCUAGUAUACUGCUAGCUAUACUCUACCCACCUUCUUUAACGUGGUUUACCAGCAGAUACUAUGCACCUGCACUAGGUUUUUUGAUGUUUGCAGUUGGGGUUAAUUCAAAUGAAAAUGACUUCCUUGAGGCAUUUAAGAGGCCAGCAGAAAUUACCACUGGUUAUUUUGGCCAGUUUGUUGUGAAGCCUCUUCUUGGAUAUCUGUUUUGCAUGAUUGCAGUAACUGUUUUAGGCCUAUCAACAACAGUAGGAGCGGGAAUAGUAUUGGUGGCUUGUGUUAGUGGUGCCCAGCUCUCAAGUUAUGCUACUUUCCUGACGGAUCCACAAAUGGCACCUUUAAGCAUAGUUAUGACAUCACUGUCCACUGCUUCUGCAGUUUUUGUCACACCACUCCUUUUACUGUUGCUCAUUGGGAAGAGAUUACCCAUCGAUGUAAAAGGAAUGGUGUAUAGCAUUACACAGAUUGUGGUGGUACCUAUUGCAGUUGGCCUGCUUCUAAAUCGAUUCUUUCCUCGUAUUUGCAAUGUUAUUCGACUAUUUUUGCCUCCGCUAUCGGUACUGGUGGCAGCUAUCUGUGCUGGAGCACCACUUGCCCUUCAUGUUGAGACUAUGAAAUCCCCCUUAGGAGUCGCUAUCUUGUUGCUUGUUGUUGCUUUUCAUUUGUCAUCUUUUAUAGCUGGUUAUAUCCUCAGUGGAUUUGUCUUCCGUGAUUCCCUUGAUGUGAAAGCACUGCAACGAACUAUUUCUUUUGAGACAGGAAUCCAAAGUAGCCUGUUUGCCCUGGCUCUUGCUAAUAAAUUCUUUGAAGAUCCAGUAGUGGCUAUUGCUCCUGCAAUUUCUACUUCAAUUAUGUCUUUGAUGGGAUUUGCUCUCGUCCUGAUUUGGACCAGAAGAUGAAAGAGUGAGAUAAAAUCCAGCUCCUGAAAGGUACUGAUAUAGGAAAAUAUACUGCAAAUUGGUUCAUCUUGUAUUGUAGGGAGCAUCCGUACUGCUUCCCAGGAGGGACCGAUGAAAGUCAGAAUGAUAAUAUCACAUUGUUUUAGAUUUUAGGAACAUAAAAAAAGCGAGUUUGUGAUUCAUAAAAUCAAGUUCAUCACCAACUUCUUUGGUGUACUUUUAUUUUUUUGAACGAAACAUGGUGUAAUAAAACCAAGGUGGUGUCUACAGGUACGCCAGAUCCUCAAACAUUAGGUGCCGUUAUAUGUAAUAAAGUUUAAUUGAUGGCCGAGAUUCGUAACUUGGAACUUAGUGAACACUGAACGGGCUUGGUGAAGCUACCUUUCAGAGGCUCAUGAUUGAUGGUAUUUUUGGUUGAAAGGAAAGAAAAGGAUAAUGAUGUU